AUGUUGCGAUCCCAGCCCUACUCCUGGCCGUGCGGCGGCCCGCUCGACGCCUCUACGACGGCGCUGGUCCUCAUCGACAUGCAGCACGACUUCUGCGGCAAGGGAGGCUACGUCGACCGAAUGGGCUACGAUAUCUCCGCCACGCGUGCUCCCAUCAAGCCGUUACAGCGCGUGCUGGCGGCGGCUCGUGCCGCGGGCGUGCGCGUCAUCCACACGCGAGAGGGCCAUCGGCCGAGUCUGGCUGACCUCCCGCAGAACAAGCGGCUGCGGUCGACAGCGAUCGGCACCGAGAUCGGGCAGCCCGGGCCGUGCGGUCGGGUGCUGGUGCGCGGCGAGCCGGGCUGGGAGCUGAUCGACGAGCUCAGGCCGCUGCCGAGCGAGGAUAUCAUCGACAAGCCCGGCAAGGGCUCCUUCUUUGCCACCGACCUCGAGCACCUGCUGCGCACGACAGGCGCCGGGCCUAGGGGGCAUUGCCGGCUGCUGCUCGGCGGCAUCACGACGGACGUGUGCGUGCACACCACGAUGCGCGAGGCAAACGACCCGCGGCUUUGA
Messenger RNA from Emiliania huxleyi CCMP1516, 552 nucleotides. RefSeq lists its product as hypothetical. The record is from RefSeq and is a predicted model, not a curated record. The transcript has 2 exons. Lineage: Eukaryota; Haptophyta; Isochrysidales; Noelaerhabdaceae. Bases 1 to 552 code for a protein of 183 amino acids.